Linum trigynum is the source of this 807-nucleotide messenger RNA. The record is from the annotation of a GenBank genome assembly. Lineage: Eukaryota; Viridiplantae; Streptophyta; Magnoliopsida; Malpighiales; Linaceae.
AAAAUGAAUAAACUUGGUACAACAACGGCGAGAAAGGACAAACACCAACAAACAACCGAGAACAGCGUCUAGCACCAACUUCCAAUGCCACGGCCCCGCCGCUUCCAAUGCCUUCGGAUGCGCCAUCGAACGUGCAGGUUGACGUGCUGAGCUUGCCCGGGAAGCAGCUGUACGAUGCGUACCAACAGGGUAACUACGAUGCCUGCACCGUGGGAACAGUUUCCGGGAUAGCAUUCUCCGUCUACGGUGGUUGCAUAUACGGGCUCGACAGCAUUCGCUGCCAGAAUUGUGUACGGGACGCGACCCUCGUCAUAUAUCAGUACUGUCGUGACAGCGUCGCAGCUCAGGCCGUGUCGGAUUCCUGUUGCGUUCGUUACGACAGGGACUACACGAUUUGUUAAUAAUCGAAACGUCCGAAAUAACGUACGUGUAUGGUUUGUAAGGAAGUUUACUCUUGUCACAUUUCUCUCCGAUAGCAAGUCCUUUCGACUCUGAUUUAGCAGUUUUCAACCAUUAUGAUGUUAGAUCAAACAAACGCAUACAAUUUUGUAUGUGUUGAUGACAUAACAUACAAGUCUUGUAUUUUGGGAAUUUAAAAUGAGGAAGGCAGGAGUACGUGGUUCGAAACAAAUAAUUUGAUGACAUCAUCCCACUACAGAGGAAGAAGUCUUCUAUAUUCUAUUCGACGAUGCCGUCAAGUCCGUCUUCUCGACUUGAUGAACGGAUUAAUGAUUGAUGGACGGGCACAUAUCAUGAUACUAUCAUUAAACGUAGUAGUAUGAUGUGCAAUAAGUCUUACCAUAAUGG